CCAGAUUACUGAAAUAUUCCGACGCGCACCAGUUUUUCCAUAUUUUAUAGUUUUUUUAAAAAAAGAAAACUGUAAAAAUGUCCCGACGAUAUGAUACUAGAACAACAAUCUUCUCCCCGGAGGGUCGCUUAUAUCAGGUUGAAUAUGCAAUGGAAGCUAUAGGUCACGCUGGAACAUGUCUAGGGAUUUUGGCUAAUGAUGGAAUUCUCUUGGCUGCCGAACGUCGAAACACAAAUAAGCUUCUUGAUGAGAGUGCACAAAGUGAAAAGAUUUAUAAGCUAAAUGAAGAUUUAGCUUGUAGUGUAGCAGGCAUCACCUCGGACGCUAACGUCUUGACAAACGAGUUACGCUUGAUUGCCCAAAGAUAUACUCUGCAAUAUCAAGAGCCGAUACCUGGUGAACAGCUCGUUAGUAUGUUAUGCGAUAUUAAACAAGCCUACACCCAAUUUGGAGGAAAGAGACCAUUUGGCGUGUCCAUUCUUUAUAUGGGUUGGGAUAAACACUACGGAUUUCAAUUGUAUCAAAGUGAUCCAAGUGGAAACUACGGUGGAUGGAAGGCGACUUGUAUCGGGAACAAUAGCAGCUCAGCUGUUUCAAUGCUUAAGCAAGAAUACAAGGAUGAUUUGAACCUUAAUCAAGCAUUAAAAUUAGCUGUUAAAGUUCUCAGUAAAACUUUGGAUACAAAUAAAUUGUCCAGCGAGAAAGUUGAAGUUGCAACGUUGACACGAAAAGAUGGAAAAACGGUUUUAAGAAGUUUGCCUAACGAAGAGCUCGAUAAAUUGAUAAAGGAGUUUGAAGAAGAAGAAGCGAAGACUGAAGGUGAAAAGAAAUCGUAAUAAAACUGUUCUCUUUUCAUUAAUUUGUCCAUUGUUAUCUAAUCUAAUUAUAUGUAUAAUGAGUAAAAGCUGAAAAUUUAUAUUUUCGAACAUGAUUCUCAUUUUCCAAAGACUGCGAAGGUUACAUAACUAUAGUCAAUGAAUGAGAAUACGAUAUAUGGAACUUUGAGCAUUGUCCCCUAAAGUUUUUUUCUACAUUCAGCAAUCCUGGUAACAAUUAAAACUUUGUCCAGGAAAUACAAUAACAAAUAUAUGAGCUUUUUCACUCUUCUUUUCGUUUUCAUAGUUUUCGAUAAAACGAGCUGGUUUAUAAUUUAUAACCUGAAAAACA
Dimorphilus gyrociliatus is the source of this 1167-nucleotide messenger RNA. NCBI's taxonomy places the organism in Eukaryota, Metazoa, Annelida, Polychaeta, Dinophilidae. The record is from the annotation of a GenBank genome assembly.